This is a messenger RNA of Cyphomyrmex costatus, 1755 nucleotides long. It is a transcript of the gene Nt5c, whose product is annotated as 5' nucleotidase C. Gene Ontology annotation, molecular function: 5'-nucleotidase activity. The transcript is spliced from 11 exons. NCBI's taxonomy places the organism in Eukaryota, Metazoa, Arthropoda, Insecta, Hymenoptera, Formicidae. The coding region runs from base 68 to 1600 and encodes 510 amino acids. The record is from RefSeq and is a predicted model, not a curated record.
AUCGCGCUGCGUCAUCGAGGCACGGUCGUUCGCGCGGUUCCUUGCGCCGCAUGGAACGUCCAGACGUAUGGUGGGCGAUCGCGCCCUCAACCGCGGUCAGGUAUCGCGCGAGGACUUACGCGAGAAUUACCUGAGAAUGCUCGAGAAGUGCAAGUCAAAAAAAUUGCCGCAAGAUGUGAAUCCCAAAGGCGUGUUUGCCUGCAACGAGCUCGACUUAAAAGAAGUCCAGGUCUAUGGAUUCGAUUACGAUUACACCCUGGCGUGUUACAAGCCAUCUAUGGACUACUUGCUUUACAGCUUGGGGCGCGAUAUGCUUAUUAAAAAAUAUAAGUAUCCAGAGGGAAUUGCCAAUCUAGAGUACAGAGAAAAUUUCGCCGUUCGCGGCCUCCAUUACGACAUCGAGAAGGGUGUCUUGUUGAAGCUCGACAGUUUCUUGCAAAUUCAAUUGGGCGCCGUUUAUCGUGGCUUGCAUUCCGUGCCCAAUGAAGAAGUUCUUCGAAUCUACAAAAACAGAAUAAUACCGAUAGCUUAUGUGGAGGCACCUCAUAAACACUCUUACAAUAAGGACGCUUUACAUCGCUCGAAAAUGGUUCAAUUAGCCGACUUGUUUUCGGUACCGGAAAUAUGUCUAUUGUGUAACGUCACGGAGUAUUUUCUACAGAAUCACAUUGAUUAUCAUCCGGAGAUACUAUUUAGAGAUGUUAAGAACUCUGUACAAAGUUGUCACCCUGUAAUGCAUCAACUAGUAGUGGAAAAUGUGUCUGAAUAUCUGGAACAGAAUAAAGAUUUACGGAGAUUUUUCGAUCGACUUCGAAAUGCCGGCAAGAAGACGUUUCUGGUCACAAACAGUCCUUUUCAUUUUGUUAACAACGGAAUGCAAUUUCUGGUUGGCGAAAAUUGGAAGAAUUAUUUUGACGUAGUAAUCGUUCAAGCGAGAAAACCGAAAUUUUUCACUGAAGAAACGCGUCCCUUGAGAAUCUACGACGAAGUUAAACAGACGCAACUAUGGGAUAGAGUCACUAAACUCAACAAGGGUAUCAUAUAUCUUGAGGGUACAGUUAAACAGUUGCAAGAUAUGACUGGAUGGCGAGGACAUCAAGUAUUGUACUUUGGUGAUCAUCCAUACAGCGACCUGGCGGACGUGACUUUAGAGCAUGGCUGGCGAACAGGAGCAAUAAUAAAAGAAUUGACGCACGAAAUUGAAACCUUGAAUGAUCCGAAGUUCAAAGAAAACGCAAAUUGGCUUCAAAUGUUAACCGGUCUAAUUGAGGAACAUCAGGAUUAUGAAGGACCUGAAGUGCAAAAUGAACUGGAUGAAUGGAUGAGGGAACGAGAUCAAUUAAGAAACGAGAUUAAAUCUGUCUUCAACAAACAAUUCGGCUCGGUGUUCAGAACAUAUCAUAAUCCGACUUAUUUCUCUAGAAGACUGUUUAGAUUCGCCGAUAUCUAUAUGAGCUCGAUUACAAACCUGUUAGAAUACUCCACAAGUCAUACGUUUUAUCCUAGGAGAGGAUGUACAAUCAAAAUAUUAUUAGAGAAUAGUCUAUUUUCGAUCAGAAAAGCCCAAUAUAUUCGAUGCCAUAAUAUAAAGCCUUCAUAACAGAGAAUUACUAGUUCCACUCAAAAUACUUCCGCCUUAUUAUUAGCCGCGUAGUUACAGGUAAUCUGCAUCGAAAUGUAAUGUAUGUAAACGUGAUAAAACGGACUGGUAUAGAGAUCACGAAGGCUGUUACAUUAUUAUUAUUACCAUGACAA